Molecule: messenger RNA, 1480 nt
Organism: Tupaia belangeri chinensis (Chinese tree shrew)
Lineage: Eukaryota; Metazoa; Chordata; Mammalia; Scandentia; Tupaiidae
Gene: DCDC2
Product: doublecortin domain containing 2
Exons: 10
Coding region: 10-1434 (474 amino acids)
Biological process (GO): intracellular signal transduction; dendrite morphogenesis; regulation of cilium assembly
Cellular component (GO): microtubule; kinocilium; axoneme
Source: RefSeq, a predicted model, not a curated record
CCCGGGAAGAUGAGCGGCACCGCCAGGUCCAGCCACCUGUCGCAGCCGGUGGUGAAGAGCGUGCUGGUCUACCGCAACGGGGACCCGUUCUUCGCCGGCCGCCGCGUCGUCAUCCACGAGAAGAAGGUGUCCAGCUUCGACGUCUUCCUGAAGGAGGUGACGGGCGGCGUCCAGGCGCCCUUCGGGGCCGUCAGGAACAUCUACACCCCGCGCACCGGCCACCGCAUUCGGAAACUGGACCAGAUCCAGAGCGGGGCCAACUACGUGGCUGGGGGCCAGGAAGCCUUCAAGAAACUCAAUUACUUGGACAUAGGCGAGGUCAAGAGGAGACCCAUGGAAGCCGUGAACACAGAGGUGGGCCCGGUCAUCCACAACAGCAGGAUCAACGUGUCGGCCCGCUUCCGGAAGCCGCGGCAGGAGCCCUGCACCAUCUUCUUGAUUGCAAACGGAGACCUCAUCAGCCCGGCCUCCCGCCUGCUCAUCCCCAGAAGAGCCUUGGCUCAGUGGGACCAUGUGCUGCAGAUGGUCACGGACAGGGUCACCCUGCGGAGUGGGGCGGUGCACAGACUCUACACGCUAGAAGGAAAGCUCGUGGAGAGCGGCACCGAGCUGGAGAACGGGCGGUUCUACGUGGCCGUCGGCCGGGACAAGUUCAAGAAGCUGCCUUACAGCGAGCUGCUGUUCGACCGGUCGGCGGUGCGCAGGCCUUACGGCCAGAAAGCGUCCUCGUUGCCGCCCAUCGUAGGAUCCAGGAAGUCUAAAGGGAGCGGAAAUGACCGCCAGUCGAAGUCGACGAUCGGGUCCAGCGACAACUCGUCCCCUCAGCCCCCGAAAAGGAAAGGGAAGAAAGAAGACGCGAGUUCAGAGAAGCCGACCAGAGUUCAACAAGGCGGCAAGUCGCGGAGUCCGCAGCAGGCUGUCCCCAGCAGUGAUGAGGGUGUCUUCAAAGCUGGAGCGGAGAGGUCAGAGACGCGGGGGGCAGCGGAAGUCCAGGAAGACGAAGACACUCAGGUCGAGGUCCCAGUGGAUCAGAGGCCGGCAGAAAUCGUGGACGAGGAGGAAGAUGGAGAGAAAGCCAAGAGGGGCGCAGAGCCGAGAGAUGGCGUUUCGGGGAUGAGUGGUGAUGCCGGAGCCGGAGCGGGCGGGGAGGCCUCGGGUGCCUCCGAGCACGUCACGGAGACCCUGGGCCACAGCGAGGAGCAGGCAGGGCCCGCUCGCAUGAACGGAGGCACCGACGAAGAAAAUGGAGAGGAACUGGAUCAGGUUAAUAAUGAGAGUCACACGGCCGUGGACGAGGAGCAGGCUCAGGGAGCUGACGGACAAGAUGAGGCUGGUGUGGACCCUCAGAGACCGCCGAGGCCCGAAGUGAAAGUCACCAGUCCGCAAGAAAACGAAGGCCACGAGCAGGGGCAGGACCGCGCUGUGGUGGCGUAGACGGCUUCAAGGCGAGCGUGUGGCUAGAGGGGCUGCAGGGGUUGAG